Messenger RNA from Desarmillaria tabescens, 771 nucleotides. RefSeq names its product ribosomal protein S5, N-terminal domain-containing protein. The transcript has 3 exons. Lineage: Eukaryota; Fungi; Basidiomycota; Agaricomycetes; Agaricales; Physalacriaceae. Gene Ontology annotation, molecular function: structural constituent of ribosome; RNA binding. Bases 1 to 771 code for a protein of 256 amino acids. Gene Ontology annotation, cellular component: cytosolic small ribosomal subunit; ribosome. Gene Ontology annotation, biological process: translation. The record is from RefSeq and is a predicted model, not a curated record.
AUGGCUGACGCUCCCAGAGGACGAGGUGGAUUUGGUCGUGGACGUGGUGACAGGGGAAGGGGACGAAGGGGACCUCGUCGUGGUGCCCGCAAAGACGAUGAGAAGGAAUGGGUUCCCGUCACUAAACUCGGCCGUCUCGUCAAGGAUGGAAAGAUCAAGUCCAUGGAGGAGAUCUAUCUCUUUUCCCUGCCCGUCAAGGAGUUCCAGAUUAUCGACUACUUCUUACCCAAACUCAAGGAUGAAGUCAUGAAAAUCAUGCCCGUCCAAAAGCAAACUCGUGCCGGCCAGCGUACUCGUUUCAAGGCGUUCGUUGCCAUCGGAGACUUCGAUGGUCAUGUUGGAUUGGGAGUCAAGUGCGCGAAGGAAGUUGCAACAGCUAUCCGUGGUGCCAUCAUUCUCGCCAAGCUCUCUGUCAUCCCGGUGCGAAGAGGUUACUGGGGUGCUGCCCUUGGUGAACCCCACACCGUGCCCUCCAAAGUCAGCGGGAAAGUCGGUUCCGUCAUGUGUCGUCUCAUCCCAGCACCACGGGGUACUGGUAUUGUCGCUGCGCCUGCCUCGAAACGUAUACUGCAGCUUGCCGGUGUCGAAGAUGUGUACACCCAGUCGAAGGGCUCCACUGCCACGAUGGGCAACUUCUUGAAGGCAACUUUUGCUGCCAUCACCAAAACAUACGCGUUCUUGACGCCAGACUUGUGGAGGGAUAUUCCCGUGUCCAAGCUUCCCUACGACGAGUACAGCGCACAUCUUCAGCUUACUGCAGGGAAGAAAUAG